Syzygium oleosum is the source of this 782-nucleotide messenger RNA. RefSeq names its product glycine-rich protein 23-like. The record is from RefSeq and is a predicted model, not a curated record. Bases 72 to 539 code for a protein of 155 amino acids. The transcript is spliced from 2 exons. NCBI's taxonomy places the organism in Eukaryota, Viridiplantae, Streptophyta, Magnoliopsida, Myrtales, Myrtaceae.
CCCUAUAGCUCAAGCAUGUGCAGUGAGCUUCUGAGCUUUCUUUGAACUCUCUCUUCGGGUUUUGAGCGACGAUGUGGGUCGUUUCGCGUUGUGCCGUGGUUGCACUCUUUUGUGUGUUGCUAGUUGGUGCCGUCGUCGGAGACGCCGAUGGCGUCAAAGACGAGAAGCACUUGUUUCGAGGUGGUCUAGGGCAUGGGAUUUACGGGAAGGGUUUUAGGCACGGGGGGUUUGGUGGAGGCGGUCUUGGAGGAGGAUAUGGCGGUGGUGGGGGCUUAGGGGGUGGAGGUGGACUUGGAGGUGGGGCCGGCGGGGGUGCUGGAGGAGGCUUUGGUGGUGGGGGUGGCUUAGGCGGAGGUGCCGGUGGUGGUGCAGGAGGCGGCUUUGGCGGUGGCGCGGGAGGUGGUGGAGGUCUUGGCAGCGGUGCGGGCGGCGGAGGUGGAUUUGGUGGUGGCGGGGGCGCCGGUGGAGGUGCUGGUGGAGGAGUAGGUGGCGGAGGGGGCAGUGGCUUUGGCGGAGGACGCAAAACAUUGCAUCCAUGAGCUUAACGUGGUAUAAUAGAAGGGGGCAGCAUGCAAUGACGCAUGGGACAUUUGGGUUUUCUUUUUCCCUUCGAAUUUGCUUUCGUUGUCUAAUUAAGGAAGUGUGUCGUGUGAAGAGAAAGUUCUUAAAUGAAGUCAGUUGCUUUCAGAACAGUCCUUAUCAUCUUUGUGUUGCAUAUGUAUAAUUUCACUAUAUUUGCCAAGAAAGUCUUCGAGCCAAUUUAAAUGUUUCAUCUUAUCAAA